AUGGAUUUCUCGAAAUUUUUCGAUGAUGAAUUCAAUACUGCCGACUGGCUUAAUCAAGCAUUUCGAUUACAGAAAGAAUCGAAUCAAAAUGUUGAUAAUUAUACAGGAACAUUGAUAACAAAAUUACAAAUGUAUAUUCAAGAAAUGAAUAAUUCUAUAGAAGAAACAAGUCAACAAGCUAUUCAGCAAUUUCCUCGAGUUCUUCGUGAAAUCGAUGUUCUUCGGCAUGAAGCAACUCUAUUACAAGAACAAAUGCAUACAGUACGCGGUGACAUUCAAAAAGUCAACCAAGAUACAGCUGAUGGAAUGAAAAAUUUGAUCGAAUUGGAUUUAGUAAAAAAUCGUAUUCAAUCAGCAUCAAAAGCAUUGCAAGAAGCAGAUAAUUGGGUUACUCUAUCUGCUCAAAUUGAAGAUACAUUUGAUUCCAGAGAUACUGUACAAAUCGCAGCAAAACUAAUAGCGAUGCAACAAUCGCUAAAAAUUCUUACCGAUGUUCCUGAUUAUGCUGAUCGUGUUCAACGGUUAGAAACAUUGAAAAAUCGUCUUGAAGCAUUGAUAAGUCCAACAGUAGUCGAUGCUUUUAACAAGCAAGAUGUUGAAAUCGCUCGAUCCUUUGCGCAAGUAUUUCAAUCGAUGGAUCGUGGAGAACAACUAGAAGAUCUAUAUGUAACAUCUGUCAAAACACGUUUUGAUGGACGUAUUAAAGAACUAAUUGAUGGUACCAAUGGUGAACACGAAUCCAUUUUUAUUGCAAUUUACGAUUAUUUAUCAAAUGUCUGGCAAGAUGAGGUCCGUUGGUCAACAAAAAUUUUUAAUCAUCCAAAUCGUGUUGCACUUUCCAUUGUAUUAAAUGGUCUUAAAAUUUUUCAUAAUAAAUAUAAGAACCAGUUCAAUACAGAACUGCAACAAAAGCAAGCACCAUCAAAAAAACGACUCGAUAUAUUAAUUGCGUGUAAACGAGUAAGUGAUAGAAAAAUUAAAGGAAAAAAAAGUCUCAAAAGCGAAAAGUUAAAAUCUACGAGUUAUUUUAAACGAAUUAAGCAGCAAUAA
Molecule: messenger RNA, 1050 nt
Organism: Rotaria socialis
Lineage: Eukaryota; Metazoa; Rotifera; Eurotatoria; Philodinida; Philodinidae
Source: the annotation of a GenBank genome assembly